AUGAAGCUCUCCAACCCGGACGCUGUGUCCGUGUACACAGUCUCCGGAGGUGCUGGGAAAACACUACCAGACUGGCUCGCUAGGCGGAGGAAAAGGGACAUCAAAGACGAUCUUGAGUACCAGAACCGAGUCGAACUCCUGCAGGACUUUGAAUUCGAGAGCGCAUCCAUGUGCAUCAAGAUCUCAGACGAUGGCAACUGGGUCAUGUCUACAGGAACCCUUUCAAAUCCUCUCCCCGACUAUUCCAAAUCUAUCCAUCUCCAGAAUGACCGCAGGAUUGAGUUCCAUACCCCCAAUGGGUGCCACUUUGAGACCCGAGUCCCAAGGUAUGGGAGAGACAUUCUUUAUGACAGGAAUUCCACCGAAGCCCUUAUCCCCGCUGUCGGUUACGAUGCCGACGGCAACGGUGAGGUCUUCCGCAUGAACCUCGAACAAGGGAGGUUCAUGAGGAGUUACCACAUCGAUCUGGGCGAGUCGGAGAUGGGAGAGGGGCUGCAAGGUGGUAUCAAUGCGGCGAGCGUCAACGUUGGUGCUAUAGCGGAGACUACACACAAUCUUCUAGCCUUUGGUACCUCGAUAGGAACCGUGGAGUUCUGGGAUCCUCGCUCAAAGGCUCGUGUUGCGCGCCUUGCGGGACACGAUGGCGGCGUAACGGCGCUGAACUUCAAUCCUUCCGGUCUAUCCCUGGCUACCGGGUCGGCGAAUGGCAUCAUCCAACUCUUCGACCUCCGACGGCCCGUUCCUCUUCUCAGAAAAGACCAGGGAUACGGUUUCGCUGUACAUAAGCUUAUCCACAUGACGACCGCUUCACAGGAGAAGAAGAUUCUGUCGGCUGACAAGAAAAUUAUCAAGAUCUGGGACGAAGCUACCGGAGAGCCUUGGACGUCCGCCGAACCGACAGUAGAUUUGAAUGACGUGGCGUGGUGCAAGAACAGCGGCCUACUUCUCACAGCAAACGAGGGCGCAGCGCAACACGCGUUCUUUAUCCCCCAACUCGGACCCGCGCCCAAGUGGUGCUCGUUCUUGGACAAUCUUGUGGAGGAGCUCGCAGAAGAGGCCAAACCCGAAACAUACGAGAACUACAAGUUCUUGACAAUACCCGAGUUGAAGUCGCUCAGCCUUGCUCACCUGAUCGGAAAGUCCAACCUCUUGCGACCGUAUAUGCACGGCUUCUUUGUCGCCUCUAAACUCUACGAUCAAGCGCGCCUCAUCGCGAAUCCUUACAUGUGGGAAGAGGAACGCGUCAAGAGGGUCAAGGCGAAGAUUGAGAAGGAGCGAGAAUCGCGCAUCCGUGGAAAGAAGAAGGUCAAGGUUAAUCAGCAGUUGGUUGACAAGCUGCUCAAGAAGCAAGAGAACAGGGAGGUCGUGGAUGUCACCGCUGGUAUUCUCGGCGAGGACCGUUUCGGAAAGAUGUUCGAAGACGAGGAAUUCAAGGUCGACGAGACGAGUUGGGACUACAGGCUGGUCAAUCCGAGCGCUGCUGCCGCCGCCACCCAGGCCGCCGCCGCGUCGAAUGGCGGAGAUGGCAAGACACGGUUCCGGAAGGGAGGGGCAAAGGCCAACGACUCGGAGGGUGAGGAUGCUCGUCCUGCCCCUAUACGCAGGAUGCCUUUCAAAUCUUCUCAGCCCGAGAGGGGUGGUAGGGAUGUCGCGAUGAGAGUCUCUUCCUCCCAAGCGCAUGGCAUGCGAAUGCGAGACAAUGCCUUUGGCAAGCGAAUCACCUCUUCUGGCAGGAUCACAAAACCACGGGCCGGCAAUGUGGUGGGCGAGCAGUCAAUGAGUUUCGUGCCAGCGUCCAGGAAGCAGAGACAAGACCAACAGCCAGAGCUCCCCACCAGGGCGAAGCGGACUGACGCGAGGAGAAGUGCCAGCGGGAAUACUUUCCGUCGCAUGUAA
Messenger RNA from Parascedosporium putredinis, 1896 nucleotides. Lineage: Eukaryota; Fungi; Ascomycota; Sordariomycetes; Microascales; Microascaceae. The record is from the annotation of a GenBank genome assembly.